Closterium sp. Naga37s-1 is the source of this 945-nucleotide messenger RNA. NCBI's taxonomy places the organism in Eukaryota, Viridiplantae, Streptophyta, Zygnematophyceae, Desmidiales, Closteriaceae. The record is from the annotation of a GenBank genome assembly.
AUGCGUUUAUCUCCAUGCCCAUCUCCAUGCCCAUCUCCAUGCUCAUCUCCAUGCCCAUCUCCAUGCCCAUCUCCCCACUCCUCCCUCCGCCACUCCGUCUUGCCUCACCACGCCAUCCCCCAUUUCCCCCAUUACGGCAACGCUUUCCCUCCACUGCACCCACAGUAUGCCCGUUGGGUGCCAGACCAGGGUGCAAAGGGCGCUGGGGGGGAAGGGGAGCAGGAGGGCAGUGGAGGGGAGGUGGUAUCUGCACCAAGGGCGGAUGCGGAGCAGGUGGCAACUGCCACAACGCUCAUGCGCUACAUGCACCUCAAGGACUUCAGCCCACUCAACAUCCUCAACCCUGGUGGGUCUGCGUAUUUGCAUGCAUGCAUGGGUGGGCAGAGCAGAGCAGCGCUCAUGCGCUACACGCACCUCAAGGGCUUCACGCCUCUUGACAUCCUCAACCCUGUCAUCCAGACGCACUACUCCAUGCUGGAGGCCAUAGCGCUGGACCUGCCAGAGGUGCAGCCUGUGGUGGAUACCACUCAUACCCUCACACUCCUCUCCCUGCUUCCUGCUCCAUCCUCCUUGCCCCUCCCUUCCUCCAUGCCAGUCAUCCAGACGCACUACUCCAUGCUGGAGGCCAUAGCCCUAGACCUGCCAGAGGUGCAGCCUGUGGUGGAUACGACCUUGCCGGAUUACAACAUCUUCCAGCCCCCACUCUCCGACACCAACCAGCCUCCAAAAAAAGGGAAAGCUGCUCGUGCAACUGCGGCUUUAAGGCAUUUCAAGGACGCAGUAUAUGGCCCGGGGCAUGAUGAGGAGGAGGCGCAAAGAACAGCUGCAGCUCGAGCCAAGGCAGAUGCUGCUGAGAAGAAACGCAAGGCCACUUACGAUGCCGCUACCGCCAAGGCCGGUGUUGUGGAUUGGCGGGGUCUCGCUGAGAAAGGGAAGGUGAGUUAA